AUGGCUGUCUCGUUUACGACCGUCGUCCUCCAGUAUCUACCGAUUGCACUUGUGCUGUCAUUUGUGUAUGCAAUUACCUUGGGCAUAUACCGCGUGUACUUGAGUCCGCUGUCACACAUUCCAGGCCCAAAACUUGCGGCCGCAACGCGCUGGUAUGAGCUCUACUACGAUGCCUACAAAGUGGGAAAAUUCUACUUUGAGAUUGAGAAGAUGCACGAGAAAUACGGCCCCGUCGUCCGCAUCAACCCAUUCGAAGUCCAUAUCUCUGAUCCCACUUACUAUAACGAGCUGUACAACAUGAAGCUCAGACUCCACAAAGACCCAUGGUACUAUUCAUGGCUCUACCGCCCAGGCUCCAUCUUCGCGACCAUGAAUCCAGACCUCCACAAACUGCGCAGCGCACCGAUAAAGAAAGGCCUAUCACCCACAAGCAUCUCCCGCGUAGAGCAUGUUCUCAAAGAGCACCUCUCCCGCCUUAUGCUCCGCAUCCAAGAACACAAAGACCGCGGCCAGCUCAUCCACAUGACUAGCGCAUAUCGCGCGCUCGCAACCGAUAUUGUGACGGAUAUUUCCUGUCCCAAGAGCCUGCACCUGCUGGACAAGCCCGGCAUGGGCCACGAGUUCCACGAGGCGAUCGCAAACUACACCAUGUUUGCGAUCUGGAACCGGCAAUUCACCUGGAUCGGGCCGCUCCUGGACUCUCUCCCACGCUGGCUCGUCGCGCUGCAGGGCGACGUCGCCCUCGGCAUCAUUGACUUCCUCGUUGGUCAAGAACAACAGGCCGAAGACGUGAUCAAGAACGAUGGCAAGCCGAUCGGCACAAAGUCCUUCCCCGUCAUCAUGAACGAAGUCUACAAGUCUCCGGACAUACCGCCCUCUCAGAAGACCCCGCGGCGCCUGUUCGAGGAGAUAGCAAUCCUCAUCGCUGCAGGCAGCGAGACCACCAGCAACUCCUUACUCACAACGACAUACCACGUCCUCGCAAACCCAGAGAUCCGCGCAAAGCUGCAGGCGGAACUCCGCACCGCCUUCACAGCGGAGGAAACAAGGGGGGUCCUGAGCUACAAACAGCUCGAGCCCCUGCCCUACCUCACCGCCGUCAUCCACGAGGGUCUGCGCCUCGCAACAGGCGUAUCCGGUCGUCUCCCACGCAUCAACAAGAUCGCGCCAACCCUCUACACAAACCCCUCCACCCACAAAACUUACACGAUACCACCCAACACGCCCGUCUCCAUGACCACGCGCUCCAUGCACUACAACGCCGCGUGCUAUCCCUCCCCAACUACCUUCCUCCCUACACGAUUUCUCGGCGAUGAGAAGAAGGAGAGUCUGAAGUGGUUUGCGCCGUUUGGCCGCGGCGCGAGGAGUUGUGUGGGACAGCAUCUCGCGAUGGCGGAGAUGUAUAUGGUGAUUGGGAAUUUGUUUGCGAGGUGGGAUGUUAGGCUGGGUGAGGGCGUGGACGAGCGGGAUGUCGACAUGGCGCAUGAGUGUUUUGCGCCGUUUCCGGAGGUGGGGAGGGAGGGGGUGCUGCUUGUUAUUGACGGGGAUGCGAGGUGA
Paraphaeosphaeria sporulosa is the source of this 1557-nucleotide messenger RNA. Its product is annotated as cytochrome P450. The transcript is spliced from 2 exons. The coding region runs from base 1 to 1557 and encodes 518 amino acids. NCBI's taxonomy places the organism in Eukaryota, Fungi, Ascomycota, Dothideomycetes, Pleosporales, Didymosphaeriaceae. The record is from RefSeq and is a predicted model, not a curated record. Gene Ontology annotation, molecular function: monooxygenase activity; heme binding; oxidoreductase activity, acting on paired donors, with incorporation or reduction of molecular oxygen.